UCCAAAAUAUAAGUGCAGUGAAUAAAAAGAUAAUGCACGGGAUUCACAAAAUUUUUGUAGACUCAAAGCAAGACUUGUAAUCCUACGAGUAACACACUCGAUAUCCGCUCCAAGGCAGCUUCAAAAAAGUGGCCUUCUUCUUAAGUGACUUGCCACGAACGAACUAGUUUGAUCUCUGGAAGUCCAGCUCUAAUGAACUCAUUAGCCGGACCCCAACACUCAAAAGAGAAUUUAGGAUUUCAUAGUAAUUUGGUAAUAAGGAGAGAAGUUAGAAAGGUUAAGCUCAAGAAAGGAAUAAGCUCUCUCUCUCUCUCUCUCUCUCUCUCUCUCUUAAGCUUUUUCAGGUUUCCUCUCUAUUAUCUUUUCACAUAAAAAAUUGUGUAAAGCAUGAUAUUUAUAGGAAGGGGAAUAAUUUGGGUUGAACUAGGAAAUCCCAUUUAGAACAAAAUUAGAAUUCUUGUAAACUCACUCGAGCGACUGUCGAGCAAGAAUCAAGUUAAGUUUUUGUUUUUGCUUAUUUAACGUCCGAACUUGCAGACUCGAGCAAGUGUUUAUAAAAUGCAAGCCUUGAAUGAAAUUUCGAACCAGUCUCAACUGUAAAUAUAAUCAAUUACAAUCCAAAUGACCCAUGUUUUGAUACUAGGAUUUGCCAACACAAAUACAAAACCUAACAGUGGUGAUUUCCUUUGUGAUAUCAUCCAAAUAUCCUUUUGAAUGUAGGAUUUCCUAUCUUGAAAGUUUAACAAAAUGGGUGUUAAUGGUGCAAGUUUAACUAUUUGAUAUGUCAUUGUUUCGUGAUGUCUGUGGUUUAUCGAAGAAUUUUUUUGAUUUUUUAGUCAGAUUUAGCUGAUCUUCUUAUAAAAUGUUGUGAUUUGCUGUGUGUUUUUUUUCUUCUUUAGAUCAACAGAUAUGUGACUUCCUUGUUCCUAGUUUUAGCUGUAAAGCAAAAUUUCAGGUUUCUGAUACGGUUCCUGCUUAUCCAUCUCAUAUUACAUCUUGUAAGUCUUUGCAAAAACCGGUAUGUGCAUAUUCCUGUACGUCAAACUACUUUAUGUACAACGAUUUUGUAUCUCCGAAUAUUGCUGAACACAAGUGUAUGUUUGGUUUUAUUGAAGUUAAUUCUUUAAUCAACAACUGGGAAAGCUAUGAGUUUCUUUGUUGGAUCCUAGCAGGUUGUGGAGUUUAAUUUAUAAAAACUAAGAUGUCUUCUCAAAGCAAGAGGAGAGAGAUGGAUGUCACGAACUUGAUGAUGCAUGAUUAUACUGUGGAGAUGAUAAAUGAUGGACUCAAUGAAAUUAACGUGGAAUUCCAUGGUCCAAAAGAAAGCCUUUAUGAAGGCGGGGUUUGGAAAGUCCAUGUUAGGCUUCCCGACACUUAUCCAUAUAAGUCUCCGUCUAUUGCAUUUGUGAACAAGAUAUACCACCCAAAUGUUAAUGAACGAUCUGGUUCUGUGUGCUUGGAUGUUAUUAAUCAAUCUUGGAGUCCAACGUUUGAUCUGUUAAAUGUGUUUGAAGUUUUCCUUCCACAGCUCUUGCUUGAUCCGAAUCCUUCCCACCCAUUUAAUCGUGAUGCUGGAGCAUUGAUGAUGAAGGAUCGGAAGCUGUAUGAUCAGAAAGUAAAAGAAUACUGUGAGCGAUAUGCAAAGAAGGAGACUAUCACCAAUUCCACACUUGAAGGGGAGUGUAACGAUGAGGACAUCAGUGACGAAGAAAGUGGUUCUAGUGAUGAUGAUAUUGCUGGACAUGGCGACCCAUAAUGAACUUGGUGUGCAUCAUUCUCUGAUUUCAAAACCAUCUUUAUAGCAGCCAGCAGCAAUGAAUCCCUAUAAUAUACUAAACUCUUCAAUUGUUACUAGUUUUUGCUGGAUAUUUCUAUUGUGACACCUGUACUGAUAUUUAAAGAUACAGGGGAUGGAAUGGAAAACAAAGAAACAGAAGGAAUCCACAUGUUAAUCCAUAUCUUUUUACUAAUGAUGUAUUAUAAAUAAGUAUUUAUUAUAAGUUUGUGAGAUUAAAGAUGGUUGAAUGUAGUGUGUGGCCUUCUCAUGUA
Corylus avellana is the source of this 2049-nucleotide messenger RNA. The record is from RefSeq and is a predicted model, not a curated record. NCBI's taxonomy places the organism in Eukaryota, Viridiplantae, Streptophyta, Magnoliopsida, Fagales, Betulaceae.